CCGUCUGCCGGUCGCCGCUGCACCUCCCCGCAGAUCGCUGCACCCCAGCCGCUCCCUGCUCUUCCACCAGCGCCGCCAGCGAGCUGCUCCGUUUGCGCCGCCGGCGAUUUAGGCCUGGACUAGUUGAACCGGACGAGACGAACCAGAGGAACCAAAUCGCUCGCUCGUUUCGCUCCCUUGGCGGCGACGUGCAGAGGCGGCGGAAGUGACCUCAUCCCGUCGAGCGCCGGGCCGAUCUUCCCUCCUCGCGGUAUCUUCUCCGCGCCGCCGUCCGUCCGACCGUUCCGCAAGCCGCGCUUCAGCGGGGAUGCAGAGGCCGGGAGAUUUCAAGCUUCCCCCCUUCUUCAACUACCCGCCCUACUUCACUUUGCAGCCUGUGAGGGAAACACGUGAAAAGCAAGUGCAGCUAUGGAAAGAUCUGAUACUUGAUUACUGUAAAAGUCAUAAGAUGUAUAUAAUCUCCUUGGAAGAAGAUUUUCCGUUGUUCUCCAAUCCAAAUAUUGAGAGGUCUCUAAGCUAUGAAGCAAAGGAAGUGUUCCUUGCAGCUCUUGUUAGUGAAGGGCGUGCUGAAUGGAUUGACAAAAGUCACAAGAAGUGUCUCAUUCUUUGGCUGCGGAUUCAAGAUUGGGCCAACUACAUAUUUGACUUUGUGAGGGAAAAUGGGUUGGAAGUAACAACAAUUGAAGAUAUACGAUCUGGAAUUGAAACACAUGGAACCGAACUUGCGGGGAUCGAUCGUGGUGUCCUCAUGCGAGCUUUGAAGCUGCUGGAACAAAAGGGAAAGGCAACUAUCUUCAAGGGCACUUCAGCGGACGAUGAAGGCGUCAAAUUUUCGGCUUAAAAAACAUUGUGCAACCCCAACGAACAGAUGAUUAAUCUUGAUCGGUGUCCUUGAACUCUAUGCGUCCCUUUUUACCUGAGUAUUUGUCGGCAUAUUUCUCAGUAUAUUAGGGCUUGUUUGAAAUGGAGGGAAUUCAAAAAUAGCUACAGUGGUUUCAUUUGUGGAAGAAAGGAAUAAACUCCUGGAAAUUCAUUAUAGUUUCUUG
Molecule: messenger RNA, 1046 nt
Organism: Lolium rigidum
Lineage: Eukaryota; Viridiplantae; Streptophyta; Magnoliopsida; Poales; Poaceae
Product: vacuolar protein sorting-associated protein 25-like
Exons: 6
Coding region: 308-841 (177 amino acids)
Biological process (GO): protein transport to vacuole involved in ubiquitin-dependent protein catabolic process via the multivesicular body sorting pathway
Cellular component (GO): ESCRT II complex
Molecular function (GO): structural molecule activity; protein homodimerization activity
Source: RefSeq, a predicted model, not a curated record